Molecule: messenger RNA, 1515 nt
Organism: Alternaria burnsii
Lineage: Eukaryota; Fungi; Ascomycota; Dothideomycetes; Pleosporales; Pleosporaceae
Exons: 1
Coding region: 1-1515 (504 amino acids)
Source: RefSeq, a predicted model, not a curated record
AUGGCAGACUUCUUCGGCCUUCCUCGCGAGCUUCGGGAUCGUAUUUACAAAUUCUACUUCGAGGUAGAGGGCGGUUAUGCAUACAACUUCUCCACUGGAAAACUCACUUCUGCAAGCGGCCAACCCAUCGAAUUAGCUCUCAGGUCUGUAAGCAGAUUCUUCCGAGAAGAAACCUGCGGACUAGCACUGGGUCUAAAUACGCUCCACUUUUCAUCUGAAUACAACCAUUCACUUCAAAGGAGAGCUGGCCACUUCAAUGCUCUCCUGGGAAUUCUGGAAGAAUUGAAGACUCGCUACUUGGUGUGGGGAGUCAGUAUGGCAGGUCUCUUUGGCGAUACAACAUAUGCCCAUGUGGAGGCACAGCAUCCUCAAUAUACGUCGCUGAUCCGAAAAACAGAACCAGGAUAUGUUUUCGCAUACCCAUGGAGAGAAUGUUGGAAGGACACGCCUUCAAAGACACGUCAAUUCGUCACAUCUACACUCGCCGCCGUCGCAGCGCAUCCGGAUUUCUUAACAUUGACAGAAAACACAUGGGGGUGGACGCCAAAGGGAAGCGGAUAUGAUGAUCCCAGAGAAGUUAUAGUGUACAAUUACGUGCCAUGGAAGAUACCAACUGAAGAGGAUAUCAUAGCCAUGAAGCAUGUUCUAGGAACUGAGAACAGAGUCGACGACGUGAAAUGGAACGAACUUCGCUAUCUAGAUCGGUUUAAAUACCGAUUCUCGGCAGCAAGUGUAGCAAUAUCCUUCCUGGAGUCCAUGUCUUUAGUUGCACAACUUCAGAUCCGCAAGAUUGUAUUACAUGAAAAGAACAGGGCUGUGGCUUGGUCCCAGUGUCAUGCGCAAGGCUUCAUCCCGUUCUGUCAACGCAACCCAAAGCUACGAAUUGAGCGAAGAGUCGAUCUCUGGAAGGCGAUACUACCAGACGCCUCGGGCCUGUUAAUAGACAACGAAAAUCCGCGAUCUGCAAACGCACGUCCAGACCCGUGCGAUUCUGCGCAGGCCGACUCGAUCACGUCGGGGUUUCAUGGCCAGGGCUGCAUCGCCAGCUGGAUCAUGGAAGUGAUGUACCUACAUUCCCUUGGGAUGCCGCCUCAGUCCUUCCGCAUGGUCAUAGAUGGUGACCUCACUCCGACACAAUCGACACGCAUCUUCGAUGUGGCCAAGCGCGAUGCUGCAUGGCAAAUCGCUUGUGAGGCGUGCUUGUCUGACCGUAGGAUUUGGCAAACCGCUCUAGACUCAUGGGAGAUUAGGCAUUGGGCUGUGUAUAUCAUGGAUGGUUUCCCAGAAGCUUUGCGCGCGAUGACAAAUGGUCAAUCUCCAGUCAGUUGCAACUUUGAAAUUGGCCCGAUGCCGGAUACAGAGUCGCUCGUCAGUCAGGGCCGCACGUGGACGUUGGAAGAGUGGGGUCAUAAUUGGAGAGCUUCUCUACCUGCUAAUAUCGACACCGAGGUGCCCUCGUGCAGCUGGCUCGAUCUCCAGCGUGAGAACACACUGCCGCCGACCACACCCAAUUGA